Messenger RNA from Phytomonas sp. EM1, 330 nucleotides. NCBI's taxonomy places the organism in Eukaryota, Euglenozoa, Kinetoplastea, Trypanosomatida, Trypanosomatidae. The record is from the annotation of a GenBank genome assembly.
AUGCCUGGCAACCCUCAUGGGGGUGAAUUGGAUACCUCGUUGGCGAUCUCAUCGCUUGAUUACUACACCAACGUUUAUGGCCAUCCAAGCGGGCAGAUUCCAACCCUGCGGGCCACAUCAAUGCCCUUGGGGGGGAGUUUAGAUCCACACCGACAGAAUUACCUGGCAGCUCCUCACCCCAUGGCUCUCCAUCCUCCGGAAUCGAAGGUUAUUAAAGCAAUCAAGAAUAACAUCUCGGCAUCAAAUCCAUGGGAUGAUCUUAAAAUUAUCGGAACCCAAGUACACAUGCCAGCUCGUGAAAUCUCGCGCAAAAAUUAUUCGCGAAAUUAA